This is a messenger RNA of Zingiber officinale, 435 nucleotides long. RefSeq lists its product as uncharacterized. Lineage: Eukaryota; Viridiplantae; Streptophyta; Magnoliopsida; Zingiberales; Zingiberaceae. The record is from RefSeq and is a predicted model, not a curated record. The transcript has a single exon. Bases 1 to 435 code for a protein of 144 amino acids.
AUGCCCAAGGAAGGAACAGGAGCGACCUCCUUCCACCUGGUGUAUGGGGGAGAGGUCAUCGUCCCAAUAGAAGUCAUAGUAGAAUCCGAUCGGAUCCGAGUCUACGACGAGAACAAUGCUGAGCGGAGGCAUUUGGAAAUGGACUUGGUGGACAAGACGCGAGCCAAAGCCGUCAUCCGGUUGAUGGCGUAUCGGCAGAGGAUGAAGCAAAACUACAACAGACGAAUAAUUCCCAAAUCUUUUCAGGUCGGUGACCUCAUCUGGAAGAAAGUCAAGCCGGUCGGCGAUAUGACCAAGCUGGGAGCUCCUUGGGCUGGACCGUUCAAGAUUGUAGAAAAGCUCCGUUCGGGCGCCUAUUACCUCGAGGAUGAAGACGGACGGAAGCUAGUGCGACCCUGGACUGCAAGCCACCUCCAGCCUUACCGAGCUGGAUAA